Notothenia coriiceps (black rockcod) is the source of this 4210-nucleotide messenger RNA. Its product is annotated as protein FAM102A-like. The transcript has 11 exons. The record is from RefSeq and is a predicted model, not a curated record. The annotation marks the transcript as partial. NCBI's taxonomy places the organism in Eukaryota, Metazoa, Chordata, Actinopteri, Perciformes, Nototheniidae.
GUCGUCAGCUCUGAUGGAUCCUGGGACCUUGUGGGUAACCCCCUCUGUGACACCUCGCCCCCCCUGCUGGUGCGUCCUUACGUCAGCGUCCCCUGCAGGAUCUGUCUGCUUCCUCAGCACUCUCUGUCUCUCUGCGCUGUUUAUCUGAGCCUGACCCGACCCGGCUGCUGUUUGUCUUUCUGCAAGCGAGCUGUGGGGCCCCCAGGAGCCACGCAGCCAGGAUGGGAGAUAAGGAUCCCAUACUGCUGCGUUGCUGACAUGAUGACUCAUCACAAGCUGGGGUCCUGUGGGGGAGAUUUAUGCCCCUGCUGUGUGUUUUUUCUUCACAGACAGGAGGUUCGAGAGAACUGUGUUCGCUGGAGGAAGAGGUUCACCUUUGUGUCCAAAAUGAGCGCAAACCCCCAUACCGGAGUCCUGGAUCCCUCUAUCUGCAGGUUGUCAGUCAGGAAGGAACUCAAAGGAGGAAAAGCAUAUACGAAGCUGGGCUUCACAGACCUCAACAUGGCAGAGUUUGCAGGUUCUGGCUCCACUGUGCGCUGCUGUCUGCUGGAAGGAUACGACACCAAGAACACACGGCAGGACAACUCUAUAUUGAAGGUGAUCAUUGGGAUGACCCUCCUGUCUGGAGAUCCGUGUUUUAAGACGCCUCCCUGCGCAGCCAAAUCCAUCUCCAUCCCGGGACAAGAGCACACCCUGCAGCUGGACUGUAAGGGGGAGGGAACGGCCGAGCCCGGGCCUGCUGGGGGGGUCUCUCUGGGCCGAGCCUCCAAGCCUCGACCCUCCAUCAUCAGCUCAGGUCUCCUUAAUGAAUCAGAAGCCAGCCACUCCGGCCCUGCAGAAGGUUUUCUCUCUGGUCACUCUCGUAACUCCAGCUAUGCCAGCCAGCACAGCAAAAUCUCAGGUUACAGCACUGAGCACUCCUGCUCCUCCAGCCUGUCGGACCUCACACACCGCAGGAACACCUCGACAGGAAGCAGCGCCUCUGGGGGCGUGGCCUCCCCUGCUGACACCCCUGCAGAGGGCGACAAGGACGCCGGACGUCCAGAGAGACCCCCUCGACCUCCGCGGCCCAUCUUACUCCCCAACAGGCCGUCCAGGAGGAAGCAGGACUCGGUGGAGAGUCACCCCUCUUGGGUAAACGACACCCGCAUGGACGCAGAUGAUAUUGUGGAGAAAAUUGUUCAAAGCCAAAACUUUGCAGAUGUCAACAACACUGAAGACAGCAACCUGCGACUGUUUGUCAGCAGAGACGGAACGACUGCGCUCAGCGGCAUCAGGCUCGGGAACAGGGUGUCUGCCGGCGGGUACGAGCCUGUGGUGAUAGAGAUCCAUUAGACCUGGAGCAGGAGCGGUGGAUCGUCUCGUCUCCUGUCUCGCUGGUUUCCUCGGAGCUUCAGCCGGUCUGAUGCCGCGAGGGGGAGAAACCUCGUCAGUUUGCACUUUAUGUGAAGUUUGUCUGCACUCCGUUCAGCUGUUUCCCUGCACAAAUGUUUUUCUUGUACUGCCUUGUGGUGUGUUUACCUAACUAGACUUUGGAUGGGAUUUAUAUCCAAAGAAGCCUGGAGUUUUAAAGAGAUAACACUUGAUGUUAAAUCUGUUUUACCUGUAAGGUGAUAACAGAUACAGGCAGUAACAUCAUACAUUUGUCCCUGGUUUUAUUUUUCUGACUGAUGCUCUAUGCUAACUGUAGCGUAAAAGGAGGGAAACGGUUAAAAAUUACGUCUGAGAUGACUGAUAUUUCCCCUUUUUAAUACCAACUGCUUGAAGUACAGUAUACUUAUUUGUCGUAUACUUUUUUUGCAGUUAGUAUACAAAUCAACAAAACGAAAAACACUUUUUUUUAUUUCUAAAAAUGUAAGACUCUGAAAUAUUUGUUCUUACUUUGAGCCACUCCUCUAUUUCAUUAAAUUCUUUGAGUAUGAAUCAUUUAGUCAAUUAAACAAUGUAAAGUCACUACAGACCAAACAUCUGCUCAGUUUUAGUAUCUUAUCUGUUUAAAAUGGAACCUGCUUUCAAGCUGAUAAUGUUAGAUCAAAAAAUAUUGGUGUCUUGUCAGGGCCUGCGUUAAUUUAGGUAAAAAUGUUUAAAGCCAUUUCCUUUUCAGUUACUGUCAAGAAUAUUAUGUCACUGCUCAAAAACAAAUGAUUGAAUAGGACAGACUAGAGUUAAAUCCACAUGGUGUCCAACUUCAGUCAAAUUCAAGCCAAUUUCAUUAUAAAUUCAUUACUCAAUUCCAUUUCUUUUACAGAUUUAUUUUGACACGUUUUACAUCGUACUUAGCUCGAUCCUCUUUACCUUUCCACGUCUAGGUGGUCAUGGUACAUUUAAUAUCAAAAGGAUAUUUUAAGACUGACUGCCAGAGACCAUCUGUGGAGAACAUGUGUGUGCGAAGUGACAGUAAUGACAUUACAUUAGAGCUGAAAGAGACAGGAAGUCAUUGCCGGCUAGCCCUGAGUGACUUCCUGAUUUGCUUUGUUCACCAACGGUAGAAACCUGGCCAAUUGACUACUUGAUUUAUUCUUCUGUCAUAAACUGUGUUCUUCCCCCAACACUUGCAGUGUUGAUAUGUUCAUCAGAAGUCAUUUUUGUUAAAGCUUAAAGUAAAAGUUUAGAAAACCACUACAAAGAUGCAAAAACUCUGAACCGCUUAAUCUUUUUUUAGUUGUUGCUAUUCCCUGUUGAUCGGGGAAAAGCAGUGGAACCACUUUGUGCCUGUAAAGUUUCUCUUGAAUGAUCCUGAAGCACCAGGAAAUCUGUGAGUGCUAGUGAUGGAGAGGAGAGAAAUAUUUUUUUCUUGUUCUUUGUUUUAAUUGUGUUCUAUGUUGUAACGUGCCGAGGAAUCCCAGCCUAUACUCACUGCAUGUUGCUGCUCCAUCUCCGUGAAGGAUGACUUGUUUAUCAUUUAGUUCUCUUCGCCAUCCGAAGUUCAAACUGAAUGUGAGGUCGAUCUGAGAAACACAGUUUUGUGGUACAAACUGUUCUGGUUUUAUUUUGAAAGACAGAGUUUAAUCCAUGAAGAGGGAUUUCUGCAGACUCUAAAAGUCUUUGUUGCCCCCUGGUGGAGCAACGAGUCUGUGCUCAUUUGGUGUUCGCAUGGAUGUUUAGUUAGUUUGUUCAUCCGAAGACAGCUGUAAACAAACACUAAAGUUGUGUAGAUCAGACACACACACACACACACACACACACACACACACACACACACACACACACACACACCCAGCUGGCUGGUUGAUGGGUUAUUUUUUAUCAAAGAGUUUUUCCAUUUGGGUUUGUACUCCAGAUACUUUUCCACAUAAAGUAAGAACAACAUUUUAUUCUCAAGAGUCUUAAAAUCCAAAAAUGUCUUUUGUAAAAAGAUUUAAAAAAGGAAUAAGUCUUUAUUUUCAAAUGCAGGUUAAGUCCACUUGAGUUUAGUUGAAUGACACAGAUGUUAUUUGCCAAGAUUUGGCUCCAACUAAGGAUAUUCUACAAUCAAAAAUAGGGAUAAUCAGCACAUUUUGAAACCAGCAAAUGAUUGUCUUUUAAGCUUUUUAAAAAAAAAAACUUUUAUUACAACUUGUUUCCUUUCAAACGACAAAUCGAAACAUUGCUUAAUUGCAUCCGAAACAAAUCAAAUAAUCAUUUUGGCCUUGUUUUCAAAGAAAAUCGGCUUUUUAAGACUCUGUUCUUCAUCUGAAAACAUACUAAAGCACAAUAUUUUUUACGGUGAAGCUUUAGUUUUCCACCUUCCACAUCUUAUUUGCAAAUUUCCCCUCUGUGGGACUAAUAAAGGUAUUCUGAUUCUCAUUCUUCACACUUCUACACUGGUUGAAUCCAGCUCAUUAUAUACAAGUUGAAUCACUUUUCUUUACAUACCUGUUUGUAUUUUUGUUUAUUAAUCACGUGGUUUCUCACAAUUUUCGGGGUGAGUCACUGACUGUAUAGUCUGAAAUUGGGUUUACAUCACCACAGCCUUUAGUAUUCUUUUUAAAGCAUUUAUUUAUAUAUUCUCUCCCCUUUUUCAUCUUUGUAUUUCUCAUUGUUUGGAGGUUGUUAACAAGCUAUGCACACAACUCACCUCCCUGAGUCUUUUAUUUUUACAAUUAGUAAUUCUAACAAAUUAUUCUAUUCCUACAAAGCUAGUAUAACCUUAUUUUAUAGAGAAUCAAGUUUUUCUUUUUGUAUUUCUGCUUAAAUGACUUUUAAACAAUAAAAAGCUAAUUAGAGUUUG